CAACAACUCAAGUCUUAGACAUCACCAUGGCAGCAGCAGAAAAGUCUCAACCCUCUGAUCUUCUGGUUCUUCCCAAGUACCUCCAUGAAGACGAAGAGCUAUCCCAAGAAUGCAAGGAUCUCAUUGCUACCUUACCCUCUGAAUCGGAUUGGAUUAACAUCAAGCUCCAUCAAUACAAUGGCUUCUGGUUCACCGAAAGGCAUUUGCAAGGAUUUCUCAAUUGUCGAAACCACUUUCAAGAUCAUGAUUCUGACAUCCUCCUCGUCACCUCACCAAAAUCAGGCACAAUUUGGCUCAAAGCUCUCACAUCUGCGAUUCUCAAUCGCAAGAUCUAUGACCCAAACCAACACAAAGAUCCGACCAGAACUUGUCUCCUUCACCCUCUCCUUACUACUAACCCUCAUGAUCUUGUACCUUUCUUAGAUGUCAAUCUCUACUACGAAGAAGCCAUGCCUGAUUUUAGCUCGUUCCCAUCACCAAGGCUCCUUUCAAGCCAUCUCCCAUACGCUUUGUUCCCAGAAUCUGUGAAGCGAUCAAAAUGCAAGAUUGUUUACUUGUGUAGGAACCCUAAAGACUUGUUUGUCUCGAUGUGGCAAUUUGCAAACAAGUUAAGACCAGAAACCCGAGGAUCGAUUUCAAUUGAGGACUCAUUCGACAAGUUUUGUCGGGGAAUGAAUAUUUUUGGACCGUUUUGGGGUCACAUGUUGGGAUACCACAAGGAGAGUCUAGACAAGCCGGAGAAAAUAAUGUUUUUGAGGUUGGAGGAGCUGAAGGGUGAACCAGUCAAAGUUUUGAAAGAACUUGCUGAGUUUAUAGGAUCUGGUUUUUCUGAGGAGGAAGAGAGUGAUAAUGUUGUGGAAAAUAUAUUGAUGCUUUGUAGUUUUGAGAAUUUGAGUGAUUUGGAAGUGAAUAAGAGUGGAAAAGUGAGGUUUGGGAUAGAGAAUAAGGCUUUCUUUAGGCGUGGUGAAAUUGGUGUUUGGAAGAAUUUUCUUACAUCUGACAUGAUCGAACAUCUUGAUGUUAUUAUUCAUGAGAAGCUGGGGAAACAUGGAUUGAAGUUUUAG
Prosopis cineraria is the source of this 1064-nucleotide messenger RNA. RefSeq names its product cytosolic sulfotransferase 12-like. Gene Ontology annotation, cellular component: cytoplasm. The record is from RefSeq and is a predicted model, not a curated record. Gene Ontology annotation, molecular function: sulfotransferase activity. Gene Ontology annotation, biological process: sulfation. The coding region runs from base 27 to 1064 and encodes 345 amino acids. The transcript is spliced from 2 exons. Lineage: Eukaryota; Viridiplantae; Streptophyta; Magnoliopsida; Fabales; Fabaceae.